Molecule: messenger RNA, 3274 nt
Organism: Magnolia sinica
Lineage: Eukaryota; Viridiplantae; Streptophyta; Magnoliopsida; Magnoliales; Magnoliaceae
Product: protein argonaute MEL1-like
Exons: 22
Coding region: 120-3023 (967 amino acids)
Biological process (GO): regulatory ncRNA-mediated post-transcriptional gene silencing
Cellular component (GO): cytoplasm
Molecular function (GO): RNA binding; protein binding
Source: RefSeq, a predicted model, not a curated record
CUAUCUUUCACUCCCACAACAACAAACCUUAUUCCCGCCUUUGAAAGAGAAAAGGACCGAAAGAAGACUCCUCCUUCGUUCUUUCCUCCAUUUCUCCUUCUUUUCUCUGAAACGCAACCAUGUCGAGGCGCGGAAGCAGCGGGCAAAGAGCUACUCCAGCGCCAUCUCCAUCUCAGAGAGGUGGAAGAGGUGGCCGCGGCGGAGGAGGUAGAGGCGCUCCUCCUCCUCAGCAGCAGCAGCGACCAUCGCCAUCUGCAUCAGCAGCUCCAGCUGCAGCAUCUGCGUCUUCCUCUGUAAGCCGCGAUUCCGAGCGGCGUGUUUCCUUGGAGGAACGUUCUACGCCAGCACCGUCGACGGCGCCCGCCCCCGCGCCAGCGCCAGCACUGGCGCAGCAGCUGCCGCCACCAUCAUCGACGAAGGCGAUCCGAUUCCCCGCUCGGCCCGAUUUCGGAACUCUCGGCUCAAAGUGCGUGGUCCGUGCGAACCACUUCCUUGUCGAUAUAGCUGAGGACAAGGACCUAUGCCACUAUGAUGUUUCUGUUUCUCCGGAGGUUGCAUCCCGAGCCACAAAUCGUGCCAUCAUCCAACAGCUCGUAGCAACCUAUAAGGAAUCACAUUUGGGUAGAAGAAAGCCUGUUUAUGAUGGUAGAAAGAGCCUGUACACUGCUGGGCCUUUGCCAUUUGACUCGAAAGAAUUUGUCAUCAAGUUGGUCGACAAAGAUAAGACAGGUUCCACUAGUUCAACGACCAGAAGGGAGAGAGAGUUUAAGGUGGCAAUUAAGUUUGCUGCUCGAGCUGAUCUGCACCAUCUGAAGCAGUUUUUGCGAGCUAGACAGUUGGAUGCACCACAGGAGACAAUACAAGUGCUUGAUGUGGUGCUAAGAGAAUCGCCUUCAUUCAAUUAUACUCCCGUGCAAAGAUCUUUUUUCUCUCCUGAGUUGGGUCAAAAAAGUUCUCUAGGUGAUGGUUUGGAGUGUUGGAGGGGAUUCUAUCAGAGCAUCCGCCCUACACAGAUGGGGCUUUCGCUGAACAUUGAUAUCUCAUCAACGUCAUUUUACGAACCAAUUCCAGUUGUAGAUUUUGUAUCUCAGUAUCUCAAUUUGCGAGAUCCAACAAGGCCGUUAUCUGAUACCGACCGCGUUAAGAUAAAGAAGGCCUUGAGGGGAGUAAAGGUCUAUGCCUCCCACAGGAAGGAGUCAUCUAGACAAUAUCGAAUUUCAGGGAUAACUGCUCAGCCAAUGAGCCAGCUGACAUUUCCCAUUGAUGACCAGGGGCAUACCAUUUCUGUCAUUGAGUACUUCAAAGAGAAGUACAGAGUUGUCCUCCGCAAGAUUUUGUUGCCAUGUCUUCAAGUUGGCAGUGAUGCCAGGCCAACAUACUUACCUAUGGAGGUUUGUCAAAUUGUUGAAGGGCAGCGAUACUCAAGGAAAUUGAAUGAGCGGCAGGUUACUGCCAUCUUGAGGGCUGCUUGUCAACGUCCUGCUGACAGGGAGAGGAACAUCCAUGAGAUGGUUGUGCGCAACAAUUACAACAGGGAUCAGUAUGCACAGGAGUUUGGGAUUCAAGUUCAAGACAGACUUGUUUCUGUUGAUGCUCGUGUUUUGCCACCUCCUGAGCUCAAGUAUCAUGCUAGUGGGCGGGAGGCAAACUGCCAUCCUCGAGUGGGGCAAUGGAACAUGAUCAACAAGAAAAUGGUUAAUGGUGGCAAUGUCGAAUACUGGACAUGCAUAAACUUCUCACGUCUGCCUCCAGAUGCAGUUCAUACAUUUUGCCACGAACUGGUUGGCAUGUGUCGAAAUAUAGGAAUGACAUUCAGCCCCAAUCCAUUGGUGCCCAUCCGCGCAGAUCGCCCUAAUAGGAUUGAGAUGGCUCUGAUGGAUGUACACAAACAAGCCACUGCAAACCUACAAAGUGGAGAUAAGAAGAAACAUCUCCAAUUGCUUAUUAUCAUUUUACCUGACAUGAGUGGUUCAUAUGGAAAGAUAAAACGUGUCUGCGAAACGGAGUUGGGCAUAGUGUCGCAGUGUUGCCAACCGAGACAGGCAUCCAGAGUCAAUAAACAGUAUCUUGAAAAUGUUGCCUUAAAAAUUAAUGUCAAGGUUGGAGGUCGCAACACAGUGCUAGCUGAUGCCCUUGCGGGUCGUAUUCAUAAAGUAACUGAUGUUCCCACGAUAAUAUUUGGUGCUGAUGUCACGCAUCCAUCUCCAGGAGAGGAUUCCAGCCCGUCAAUUGCGGCAGUUGUAGCUUCAAUGGAUUGGCCAGAGGUCACCAAGUACCGGGGUUUGGUCUCGGCACAGCCGCAUCGGCAGGAGCUGAUAAGAGAUCUGUUUCAAGUUGUGCAGGAUCCUCAGAGAGGUUCUAUGAACAAAGGGAUGAUCCGAGAACAACUGAUUGCAUUCAGGCGAGCAACGGGACAGAAGCCUCAUCGCAUCAUAUUCUAUAGGGAUGGUGUGAGCGAAGGCCAGUUCAGUCAAGUUUUGCUUUAUGAGUUGGAUGCAAUUAGGAAGGCCUGUGUUUCAUUGGAGGAAGGAUAUGUUCCACCGGUGACAUUUGUGGUAGUGCAAAAGAGACACCACACACGACUUUUCCCUGCAGACCAUAGGGACCGUAAUUCAACUGACAGGAGUGGUAACAUCUUACCUGGAACUGUUGUCGAUACGAAGAUAUGCCACCCAAUUGAGUUUGAUUUUUAUCUCUGCAGCCAUGCUGGUAUUCAGGGAACAAGCCGUCCCACCCACUAUCAUGUUCUGUGGGAUGAGAACAAGUUCACAGCAGAUACAUUGCAAAAGCUAACAAACAAUCUCUGCUACACGUAUGCCCGAUGUACUCGCUCAGUGUCCAUAGUUCCUCCCGCAUACUACGCUCACUUGGCAGCAUUUCGUGCAAGGUACUACAUGGAAAGUGAUGUAUCAGAUGGUGGGUCCACAUCAGCAGCUGGUGGAAACACCAGGGAACGGAGCACAGAGGUCCGCCCGCUGCCUCAAAUCAAGGACUCAGUGAAGGAAGUAAUGUUUUACUGCUGACAAAUGACUACUUCACUCAUCUUGACAUGACAUACGUGGAUAUUGAAAUUGAUUCUUCUUGGAUAUAUGGUGUACAUGGCACAGUAUAGUUGGUCCUUCCUCACACCCAGGAUGCUUUUUUCGUUCUCCUUUUUCAAACUGGAGAGUGUCUGUGAUGAGUUACAGGCGGAAACGUUUUCUUGGUUUUUGUUCCACCCUGACAAUGCCUUUUUGCUAAUAGGAAUCAGAUGAGCUAUUCUUGUUGUGAUUCA